Staurois parvus is the source of this 798-nucleotide messenger RNA. The record is from the annotation of a GenBank genome assembly. NCBI's taxonomy places the organism in Eukaryota, Metazoa, Chordata, Amphibia, Anura, Ranidae.
AGGAAGGAGCCUGACCAUGGCUUGGAGCGGGAGCUCGAUGUGAGGGCUCCUGGCUCCCAAGCACCUCCAGUGUCCUGCCGAGAAGGGGAGAGAUGUGCGGGAAGCCCUGGAGAGACUAGUCGGGGAGAGGGGGGCGCCUGCCUGCCUGCCUGCCUGCCUGCCUGCCGUGGACCAAAGACCUCCGGGACUGGCGGCCAUCGCGGCGGGUCUUCCUGUGCUCUCGGCCCCCGACGCUGUGUGUUUCCCGGAGCUCAGUGGACGCCGGGCGAUCAGGUGAUCUGCCGCAAGGGAACUCUGGGAGGCAGAGGAGGCAGCCUGUGUUUCUUGGAGCAAGGGAGAUGCCAGCUCUCUUCCUCCUGCACACAGGACCGUGGCAGCUGGAGACAUGCAGAAACGUGCUGGGUGAACCCCCCCCCCCCCGCAAUCCACUCAUUGUGUGAGGGGAAUGUCAAGUGCAAUGUUCCCCAGAAGAGAGUACCUGGAGCCGCCUCACCCCUCACUUGGAGUAAAGGAAGAGAUGUCCUAAAGUGCGGGAAAGUCUCUCAGAGAAGUUCAAUCUCUAUAGAAACCAGAGAUCUCACAUGGAGGAGAAGUAUUCCUGUUUUGAGUGCGGGAAAUGUUUUUCAUGUAAGUCCUAUUUUUAUAUAUACCAGUGAUAAUACAAGAGGGAGCAGCCAUACCCUUGUUCAGAGUGCGGAAAUGUUUUCUCAGAUAAGUCUAGACUUUACAUAUAUCAGAGAUCUUACACAGGUGAAAAGCCAUAUGUCUGUCCUGAGUGCGGGAAAUACUUUUCAGUGA